AUGGCCGCUUUCUUCCCCCGCAACUUCUACAACUCCGAUGCCUCCUUCACUCCUCUCUUCCGCCUUCUCGAGGACUUUGACAACUACUCCCGCCAAGGCAAUGGUACCUCUUCCGGUGGCGCCCGCGGCACCCACCGCAACCACGUCCCGACCUUCCAGCCCAAGUUCGACGUCCGCGAAGUCGAGGACGCCUACGAGCUGCAUGGCGAGCUCCCCGGCCUGAGCAAGGAAGACGUCUCCAUCGAGUUCACCGACCCGCACACCCUGCACAUCCGCGGCCGCGUCGAGAGGUCUUACACCGCCGGCACCCCACCCACCGCGGGCCUCCUCCAGCCCUCUUCCGGAACUGAGAUGAGCGGCGCCAUCACCGACGGUAGCAGCAACGAUACCUCUAGCACCACCACCAGCACUGAGCGCCCUCGCUCGCCUCACCAGGCUACCGUUGAGGAUGAGGAGGACGACGAGACAAACUCCACCGCGCAGCCUACACCCGCCACCACCAAGGAGCCGGUCGACAACGCAAAAUACUGGGUCUCGGAGCGCAGCAUCGGCGAGUUCAGCCGGGUCUUCAACUUCCCCGGCCAGAUCAAGCAGGAUGCCGUCUCAGCUGGCUUCAAGGAUGGUAUCCUUUCGAUCCGGGUGCCCAAGGCUCCCAAGCACGAGACGCGCCGCAUCUUCAUCAACUAA
Colletotrichum godetiae is the source of this 687-nucleotide messenger RNA. RefSeq names its product hsp20-like protein. The record is from RefSeq and is a predicted model, not a curated record. Bases 1 to 687 code for a protein of 228 amino acids. Gene Ontology annotation, biological process: protein folding; response to heat; response to hydrogen peroxide. Lineage: Eukaryota; Fungi; Ascomycota; Sordariomycetes; Glomerellales; Glomerellaceae. The transcript is spliced from 2 exons.